Molecule: messenger RNA, 933 nt
Organism: Magnusiomyces paraingens
Lineage: Eukaryota; Fungi; Ascomycota; Dipodascomycetes; Dipodascales; Dipodascaceae
Product: mitochondrial 54S ribosomal protein mL46
Exons: 2
Coding region: 1-933 (310 amino acids)
Cellular component (GO): mitochondrial large ribosomal subunit
Molecular function (GO): structural constituent of ribosome
Source: RefSeq, a predicted model, not a curated record
AUGAGUUUGAAGCAAUGGAGCUCCGGCGCGCGAUCUUUGCCUCGUGCCGCCAUGAGACUUUACAGCACCUCAGCAUUACCAGCAGCUGAUGCUGUUUCCGAGCAGCCUCCUGUCGCCCCUGCUGCUCCCAGCCAACCUCCCGCCAACGUUUACUCUUCUCUCAUUUUGUCGCGGAUACCCAUUGUCACUCCUGAGCUGACUGAAUUUGAGAAAGCCUACUACAAAUACCAGAGCGAACUUGAGCGCAGACUCAUGUGGACUUUCCCAGCCUACUUUUACUUCAAGAAGGGUACUCUUUCUGAACGUAAGUUUGCGGCUGCUCAAAAGGGUCCCGUCACUCGCCAGCCCGGUGUCUGGUACCCCAGAGGUAUUCCCGAUGUUAAAUUCAACCGUGAGCGUCGUUUCAAGCAAGAGAUUGUAAUCCCCCGCGAAAACGCUGCCAACGGUCUUGACGAAGGCAGCGAGGACUCCGUUCUCCGUCCCAUUGUCGGCAACCCCAGAAUCACUGAGGCUGAUACCAAGGGUGACACCAAGGCCCUCACACGCCGUCUCGACCGCACUCUGUACCUCCUUGUCAAGCAACAGGAGUGGAAGUUCCCCUCGUUUGGUCUUCAGGCCAAGGAACCUUUGCAUGAAGCUGCCCAACGUGGUCUUACCGAGAUUGGUGGUCCCAACAUGUACACUUGGACCGUCAGUAAUACCCCCUGCGCUGUUUUACGAUACAGUGAUGCUCAGCGCAAGGCCAUUUUGAACGGCAACUCGGAGCAGACCCAGAGCAAAGAGUACUUAAUUAAAUCACACAUUCUUCACGGCAAGUUUGUUCCAGCGGCAAAGGGUGUUGCUGAUUUCGCAUGGCUGACAAAGGAGGAAAUUAAGGAGAAGGUUACCAAGGACUACUGGGAGCAGGUUGAAGUUUUGCUUUCUAACCAGUAG